AUGAGCCACUUUGCUAUCAUAGGCAAGAAGAACCAAGGCAACUACUACUACCGUACCAGGACUGACAUGUCCAAUCAUGAUGAUGACAAGCCAAAUUUAACAACUGCGCAAUUGCCAACACUUGCAGAAAUCCGACAACAUGAUGCUAGAGCAAAACAAUCUUGUAUGGAGUUAAUGGAAGACAUUGUGCUUUCGUCAAUGUUGACACAGAAGUCCACAGCUAAUGCUGAUGACAACAUCCGCUCUGCCCAAACUGCUACGGGCUCUGUUAUUGAACUUCCCCACAUUCAAAACAAAAGAACCAACAACAGCCAAGUGGCUGCCGAAGAAGGUGUGUUUGCUCCAAGUCUGUUCGAGCAGCUGGUCGAGCUACCAGAACCUAUCCCAACAAGGACCCCACAACAAAGAAGUACCCCUGGGGCAUUUCACAUGGAUGGUAUCCCAACCGAUCAUCAGAACGCCACAAGCAAUGAAGUCCCUACACAGAACCAGCAGAGGCAGGAUGGCGGCAUUCCCAGCAAUCUUCCUGUUGCCAGUGGCGUCGAUGUGCAGGUCUCAGAUUCAUUGCCCCGUGCGGAACUGUUUUUCCAGAGAAGUAAACAAUACUGGCGACAACAAUUGUGUCUUGGGUUUUCAAUGGAGCUCACUGUGGUUCUGCUAGGAAUUUCUAUAUUUCUUGUGGUUUUCCUCAUCACUAAAGAUGGAGAAGUUAGUACCACCAGUGAAUCAAGGCAAAGCAAUAAAAAUUAUGGAGCUAUCCAUAUUCCUGCUGCAGCUCCAGGUUCAACCCAAGCACCAACUCCAUUUUUGGACGCACUCAAUCUACCUGACUAUACAGUGGAUGCCAUCCAGGAACACCCAAGGUCCCCUCAGUCCAAGGCCUAUCAUUGGCUAGUCAGCAACACAACUCAUCUUGCACAAGUUCCAAAAUGGAGAACGACCCAAAGAUUUGCUUUGGCUACGUUCUUCUUCUCCACUAGGGGAGACUUUUGGGUGAAUCAUCAUGGCUGGCUAGACUGGGAAGUUCAUGAGUGCAACUGGGAACAACAAGCUCUUGGUCCGAUAAUGUAUUCUCCCGACUACAUGCCAUGUGAUGAUUCUGGGAAUAUAAAAGGUUUGUCCUUUAUUGGAAACAAGCUAGAUGGAACGAUUCCACCAGAGCUAUCCCUUUUGAGUGCAGAUUUGGAGCUUCUGGCAUUGCCACGGAACAUGGAACUGAAAGGGUGGAUCCCAACGGAAAUUGGAUUACUAACAAAGCUGACAGAGUUGCGAACCUUCAAUACAAAACUUUCAGGAACAGUUCCUACAGAGCUGGGUCUCCUGUCAGAUUUGAGGUUUCUUGAGCUUGGGGGGGCUGGAAUAAGUGGCACGGUUCCCAAGGAACUGGGCAAUUUGGGUUGCCUAACACAUGUAGUCUUGGUCAUGACCCAGCUGACAGGCACAGUCCCUGCAGAACUAUUCAAACUAGCAAACUUGAUCAAUUUUGGAAUAAGUGAUUGCCCUGGACUAGCCUCAGAGAAACUUCUGCCCAAAGUUGUUGAAAGCAUGCCCCAACUUGAGUUGCUCAUGCUAACCAACUCGGCUGAUGAUGUCAAUGCCCGAAUACCCACUGAAAUUUCAAGGUUGUCCAAUCUUGCAAUCCUGUACCUUGAAGAUUGGAACCUUAGAGGGCUGAUUCCAAGCCAACUUGGGCAAUUGACACAGCUGACAGCUCUAUCCCUAAGGGAGAAUUCUCUUUCAGGACACCUUCUACCAGCAUUAUCAAAGCUAAGCAGUAAGUCUUCAAGUCAGGGAUGUUUUGGCCAAACCAUUAGCUUAGUUCACCAUACAUGUACUCUUUUCAUCCAGAGUUGA
Messenger RNA from Seminavis robusta, 1854 nucleotides. The record is from the annotation of a GenBank genome assembly. Lineage: Eukaryota; Bacillariophyta; Bacillariophyceae; Naviculales; Naviculaceae.